AUGUCCGCCGAAAGCCCCGGCCAGAAACCAGGCCUCCGGUCCUUCUUCUCCAAUGCUCUACGACCCAAGAAAUCGCGCCAAACCCUACGGAAGGGCAGUCGCUCCACGACCGACCUGCGGCUAGCUAUACGUUCCAGCGUCGACGAGGCCCCACCCCCAAUGCCUGACAUUGCGCCGCUACAAGCACACCGGAUCAAGUACAAGGAAGUCCAUGCGAACCUAGACUCGCAAUUGGGCGAGCGCCGCGAUUACACGACCAUGAUCCACACGCUAGGCGUGCUCGAGCCCGAGGACAGCUACGGACCGGCCCAAAUUGAAGGUGAAUUUCGGGAGCCCGGGGAAGGCGAUAUCGCAAAGCUAUCACCGACGCUGUGGGCGCGCAUCGUGGAAUACCUGGACCCCGCGGAGGCGGCGAGCCUUGCAAUAGCUAGCAUUACUCUGUACCGCCGGCUGGGCCCGGGGUUCUUCCGCGCGCUGGAGAUGCCCGAGAACUAUGAACACAAGAUCCAGUUUCUGGUAGGGCUGGACCGCUCGCUGCCGCAUCACCUCUUGUGCUUUCCGUGCGGCCGGUUCCAUCGGCGCACGCAAGAAGGCCAGGAACGCAUGCGACCCGCGCACGUCCUCAACCCGCUCUUCAACUGCCCCAACGCGCAGAACUCGCUCAAUCCUCCUCCGCGCCACCGCAUUACGCACGGGCGCACGAUGCCCUUUUCGUUCGUGCAGCUGACGAUGCGCGCGCACCGGUUCGGCCGCGGCUAUGGCGUCCCCGCCGAGGAUCUGGGCCGUCGGUGGCAGCGGGAUGGGUGGUCGCACAGUUCACGAUUCUAUAUCAACGAGGGCCGGCUGCUGAUGCGGGUCACAAGCCAGACAUUUGCGACCCCCGCGCUGUCACCGUCGCAGCAGCGGAUGCUACUCUAUUCGCGCGAGGACUAUUGGCCGUUCUUCUCGGCGUGCGCGCAUUGGCGGGACGGUGAGCUCAUGACGGCGUGUAAAUGCGCGCUAGACCACAUUCCCGCCCCGCGCUCCACGGGCGGCCUCCAGCCGCUUGAGCACAAGGUCAAGGACAGGUGGCAGGGGCGGACAUUUGAUCCGAAUGCGCUGACGACGCUGUGCGGCUUCUGCCGACCCAUGCGCCGCUGCCCCGAGUGUCCAUCGGAGUACUUGAUUGAAGUCAAGCUCUCGGAGGACCGGAGUGACCAGCGCGGAACGGUGUUCAAGCAGGCGAUCGUCGUAACCCGCUGGACGGAUCUGGGCGACGGCACGGUGCCGAGUCAUCUAGAAUGGGCCGCAAUCAAUGGCAAACGCGAUGACUACGACUCUUUUAAGCACUAUGAGAAGCGCGGCAUUGCGAGUAUCUUCGAGGCUGCUUUUACGGCGGACACUUUGCCGGGCCAGAGAGUCAUUUCAAUGAAUCCGAAGCAUAAUAAGAAAGGCGAGGACGGUAAUGAUUGGUAUUAG
Penicillium macrosclerotiorum is the source of this 1458-nucleotide messenger RNA. RefSeq lists its product as uncharacterized. The coding region runs from base 1 to 1458 and encodes 485 amino acids. The record is from RefSeq and is a predicted model, not a curated record. NCBI's taxonomy places the organism in Eukaryota, Fungi, Ascomycota, Eurotiomycetes, Eurotiales, Aspergillaceae. The transcript has a single exon.